This is a messenger RNA of Ochlerotatus camptorhynchus, 3376 nucleotides long. RefSeq names its product LIM domain-containing protein jub (gene jub). The record is from RefSeq and is a predicted model, not a curated record. The coding region runs from base 940 to 3225 and encodes 761 amino acids. NCBI's taxonomy places the organism in Eukaryota, Metazoa, Arthropoda, Insecta, Diptera, Culicidae. The transcript is spliced from 6 exons. Gene Ontology annotation, molecular function: transcription corepressor activity. Gene Ontology annotation, biological process: positive regulation of miRNA-mediated gene silencing; response to hypoxia; regulation of DNA-templated transcription. Gene Ontology annotation, cellular component: transcription regulator complex; adherens junction; nucleus.
CCGUCGUGUUGAUCCGAAAAUUGAAAACGAGUCCAGAGUAGAUUUCUCCACCCUUAGCGGAAAAACUUCCCAUUUCCCGUGCAAAUUUUCACACAAAAUCCAACCCAAACCGGGAGCAGAGGAUUACCGCAGCCCGUUGGAUUCCUGGAAGAGUGCGGGAAUUUCGCCACGGAUCGAUUGAGGUGAUAUUUUCCGCGAUUUUAAAUCCGCAUUAGAUCCCCGUUCCUGUGAGCUCAACAAAGACUGAUUCAUUCAUAUUGCGAAGAAGCGAACCGAAAGUGCCAGAACGGGACGGAUGCAUACGGGGGAGUCUAAGCGGCCAUAGGAGCGGGAGUAGGAAGGACGAUAGAAAACGGAGAUCCGAAAGAGGUGUCUUCUCCGGUAAUAAGGCGUAAGGCAACUCUGUAACUUACAUGGUGUAUGUAGGUAUACACAUCGCGGAGGCAAAAAGGUCUGUUAGUACUGCAGUGUAAGGAAAGAAACGGACGAGUGAGAGAGGUCAAGGGAAAACAAAAUUGCCCUCUUCUUCCGCUCUCGCCGUACUUACCUCGUCCGAUGGGUGUUGUUUCAUCGUCGAUGUGAAUGGUCACAUAUUAUUGGGAAGGUGCUUUUCGGAAGUGUGCCAGUGUGUGUUGGUGCGAAAUCAGUGAAAGCAUCCUCAUUAAAGGAAUUAUUUUCGAGAUUCCAGCAGUACUGUUAAAAGUCUUUUUCGGUCUACGAGAAUGUUGUAAAUUUAACCAUGACUAGCUGAGUGAGUUGCGAGAUUUACGGGAAGAAAGCUGUAGCAUGCAGUAGAUAGUGAGUAGCUAUCUGCUGCAGUUGAAGGCCUUUGUGAUAGUCGAUUUAUCAGUAUUCUAAAAAACAACAAAAGACAUAAUCAGAAAGAAGGAACCAGAGAGAGGCUAUACUAGUAUCGAUUUUCCCAGCACACCAGGAAUCAUGUCCAAUCACAUCCAUUCGCAAGCAGCUUCCGAUGCAGCGUUGAUAGCACGAAUGCAUCAGAUGAGACUGGAUGCCGAUGGCUCCGGAUCAGGCCAACCAAGGAUGGUACCUCCCCCACAGUCGAUGAUGCUGGACGGUAUGUCCAGAGGCGGUCAACAACAUCUUACGCAAAUGCAGAUGGAGAGCCACUAUGUCCCCGUGUCGACUGCAAUCGGGCCCAGUAAUGUUGUGAUAAUGAACGAUCCCCGUAUGUAUCAAGGGCAGAUGAUGGCUGCGACAGCUGGUCGAAUGCCUGGAGACAUUGCGCAUGUGGGAUACUAUCGAGUUAGCAAUAGCCCCACCCAUUCGCUCGGAGGUUCAUCCCAUCAUUCCGGUGGCGGCAGUCCACGGGCCAGUGGACAACUGCAACAACCACCACAGUACUAUGAUCCUCGCUACCAAGCCGUAUACGAGAAUAUAGACUACUACCCCCCUGCUCAACCACAACAGAUAGACACUCUGAUGUACGAGAGAAAAUUUGAAUCGAACAAUGUCAAAGCUCAACCACAGGUCCCGGUCGGAUCUGGGAUGGCACAUCUAGCGUCCAAUGGAAGUGCUUGUCGCUAUGCUCACACUCCUCAACCGCCAGAAAUGCAUGAACAACUUCCCAUCUACGAGAACCUCCAAACGGCAACCGGUCAACAGGCACAACCUCAAGCAACCAAGGCUUCCGCACAAAUCUACUACCAUCGGAAUGACACCAGCAGUCCACAGGUUCCUCACCAUCCACAGUAUCAUGCAGCAGAGCUACCCAUCUACGAAUCGACUGUCGUUAAUCCCAGUGCGAACUCCAGGUACGUUUCCGCAGGACAAGGACCACCCACCGGAACGUACCACCACUCACCGAGCAACAGUAAUAUUUCACUCAAAAUGCCCCAACAACCACAGCCCGUUCACUUGCCCAAUGUCAAAUAUCAAGCCACUGGUGUUCCGGUCGCUGCAGCUAUUCCCAACGACUACCAAACUUCACCGAACCACGCCACAGCGCCCUCACUGCCACCAAAAUCAGCCGAUGCCAUCAAGUACCAACAGGGCAAAGCUAACUCCCCAUCACGUAGCAGCUCUAUAUCGGGUUCCAGCUCGCUGAGCAAAUCCUUCAUCGAAGACAUCAACGGUUCCGACUACGUCUGCAUGACCGGCGGAAGCAAAUACCAACACCAACAGCAGUAUUCCACUUCCGGUCAAGCCCAGCAGCAGCAGCACUACUCCGUUAAGCCACCUACGACGACAGUAUCCGGAUCAAUGGCUAUCACACCACCCGGCACGAGUGCCGAGCGACAGCAAACCGGUAGACCUUCCCCCGGUCCUCCUCCGACAACCACGGCGGCACAAGGCAAUAGCAAACCCAACAGUGCACAAAGUUCCUUCUCCGGACUACCGACGACGACGCAAAGUCGAGCCCCAUCAGCGGUGUCACCGACACCGUCGCAGCUCAGCACCGGAAGCGGCUCUGGGAAACGUCUGACAAAGAACCUACUGCCGUACAACGUAACACCACCGCGACCUACCGGACCGACCGAAGCGGAGCGGAAAAUCGAGGAGCUUACUCGGCAGUUGGAGGAGGAGAUGGAGAAGAACGAAGAGCAGGGAGAGUAUUUCGGCAUCUGCCACACCUGCAAGGAGAAGGUAACCGGAGCAGGAGCGGCCUGUCAAGCCAUGGGUAACCUGUAUCACACCAACUGUUUCAUCUGCUGUUCAUGCGGACGCGCACUACGGGGAAAGGCCUUCUACAACGUGCAUGGCCGAGUCUACUGCGAGGAGGACUACAUGUACUCCGGGUUCCAACAGACGGCGGAAAAGUGUGCAAUCUGCGGGCAUCUCAUCAUGGAAAUGAUCCUGCAGGCGAUGGGAAAAUCCUACCACCCGGGCUGUUUCCGGUGCUGCGUUUGCAACGAAUGCCUCGACGGGGUACCGUUCACAGUGGACGUGGAUAACAAGAUCUACUGCGUCAACGAUUAUCACAGCAUGUUUGCGCCAAAAUGUGCCAGCUGUGGAAAAGGAAUCACCCCGGUGGAAGGAACCGAGGAAACGGUUCGGGUAGUCGCCAUGGACAAAGACUUCCACGUCGAUUGCUACAUCUGCGAGGAGUGCGGAAUGCAGCUGACCGACGAACCGGACAAGCGAUGCUAUCCAUACGAGGGCAGACUGAUGUGUCGUUCGUGUCACAUACAGAAAAUUUCCCUGCAGGACAUGCACGGCCGGAUCGUGGAACCAGUUUGCGCCACGUAUCAGUACAUGGCAUAAAUAGCUAAUUAUCUAAACAAGCUAAGCUAACCGUAGUGGACAAACUAUAGCAUUUUAACCGCUGGCUGGAAACUUAUCGAAAAACCGAUGCGCAACAAAUAUUAUCCCAUUUACUGAAGGAUGUGAGAAUUGCAUUUAAAAUUUUAGGAAA